ACGUGUAGCCAGAGCUGCUAAAGCUUAGCCGGCCGGCGGACAGAGAGACACCACCGCGAGUUGAUAGAGAGAGGACGGAGCUGCUGUUGCCCAAACAGCUGCCCUCCGAAAAAAAGGGGUUCGAUUUUGUGGUGGCCUCUUCACGCUACCGUGAACCCACGGCCGUUGGAAUCUCGCCCUGGUCUCUAGUCCUUGUCUUGCUCUCCCUCGCUCUCACUCUUUCCCUGGGUACGUACCGGAUUGGAGUCUCCAAUCUGUCAGUCCAUGUUUCGCUAUCCGUGCGUGUACAAGUGCGCGGUUUCGAGAGGGUCGCGAGAGUUGUCCGAGAGUCGUCGUCUAAGUCGCCGGUAGCGCUUGCACCGCCACCAUCAGCCAAAGACACUCACCGUCGAGAUAGUAGCACAGUUUAAGUAUAAGAGUAAUUAGUGUACAGCGCGUCAACUAUAUUAUAGUACAUCGCAGUGAUUUAAACCAAAACCAAAACCCCCCAAAAAAAAAAAGACUUGACAAGUUUUUUGUAUGCCGAGUGCCGAGUUUUACUGAUUGAAGCGGCUGCUGAACACACUUCAGCACUUCCUCUAUAUAUAUAUAUACACCAAGAAGCUUAUUCGUGGGCGUGUGUACUCGCUUUAGAGAGCGAUCCGAAAUCGAUUCCAAACGCUAUACCACCACAUUCCGGUGUUCAUUCCGUGCCGAACGCGUUUUUCGGCAGCAUCCUCCAGUCGAAAGUUGAACAUUCCUUUGAGGGAGGGGAGGUAGUGUGUGAGUAGAAGAAGCCGUGGCGAUCCGGGUGCGCAUCACCACACGUCGUCCAACAAUUUCCAUGUGAAUUUGGGCAAGAACUCACAACCGUAUACAGCAACAGUAGCCACACAUUCCAACAUCGGCGUAGCACUAGGUAGCAGUAGUAGCAUCGUGUAACGCCAACCCGUUACCAGAAGGGACCAAAACGAAUCCAAUCUCGACCGUUACUCGAGACACCACCACUACUACUACUACUACCGGGAGCUGGUACAACACACAUUACGACUGACAUCAACAAUGGGUGGAUGCGCCUCGAAGGACAAGAAGGACAGUAAGGUGGUAGAGAAUGAAACAGCGGCCGGUACGGGCGGCGGAACCGAUGCCGAUGCGGCCAACGGUGGCGAAGGGUGUGUAUCAAACUCGAUGGUAUUUUUGUCGAGCAGAAACAAAUCAGACACCAUGGUUGACGCAGCAGUUCUGGAAAAGAUGGAGGCUGGCUUCGCCAAGUUCUCUGCCUCGGACUCCAAGUCCCUGCUGAAGAAGUACUUGACCAAGGAAGUCUUCGAUGCUCUGAAGAACAAGAAGACCUCCUUCGGCUCGACUCUGCUGGACUGUGUCCAAUCUGGUUUCGAGAACCCCGAUUCCGGCGUCGGCAUCUACGCUCCGGAUGCUGAGUCGUACACCGUGUUCGCCGAUUUGUUCGACCCGAUCAUCGAGGACUACCACAAGGGCUUCAAGAAGACCGACAAGCACCCGGCCCGUGACUUCGGUGAUGUGAACGCCUUUGGCAACGUUGACCCGACCGGCGAGUACGUCGUGUCGACCCGCGUCCGUUGCGGUCGCUCGAUGGAGGGCUACCCGUUCAACCCCUGCCUGACCGAGGCCCAGUACAAGGAGAUGGAGGAGAAGGUGUCCUCCACCCUGUCCGGGCUGGAGGGUGAGCUGAAGGGCAAGUUCUUCCCGCUCACCGGCAUGGACAAGGCCGUCCAGCAGCAGCUGAUCGACGACCACUUCCUGUUCAAGGAGGGUGACCGUUUCCUGCAGGCUGCCAACGCGUGCCGCUUCUGGCCGUCCGGUCGCGGUAUCUACCACAACGACAACAAGACCUUCCUGGUCUGGUGCAACGAGGAGGACCAUCUCCGCAUCAUCUCCAUGCAGAUGGGCGGCGAUCUCGGCCAGGUGUACCGUCGUCUGGUGACCGCCGUCAACGACAUCGAGAAGCGCAUCCCGUUCUCGCACAACGACCGUCUCGGCUUCCUGACCUUCUGCCCGACCAACCUUGGCACCACCAUCCGUGCCUCGGUGCACAUCAAGGUGCCGAAGCUAGCCAAGGACUACGCGAAGCUGGAGGCUACCGCCGACAAGUACAACCUGCAGGUCCGUGGUACCCGCGGUGAGCACUCCGAGGCUGAGGGUGGCAUCUACGACAUCUCCAACAAGCGCCGCAUGGGACUGACCGAGUUCCAGGCCGUCAAGGAGAUGUACGAUGGCAUUACGGAGAUCAUCAAGGCUGAGAAGGCACUGUAAGGUGUGGGUCGUUACGUGACAACACCCCCGCCGCCCCCUUCACCAGUUCUCUACCGACGAUGAUAUACCCCCCAGCAGCACACAAACACAAACACCCGAACACGAUGACUACCAGCAACGAUGGCCGGCGGUGUGUGAUAAGGAUUUGGAUGGACAUAUGAUUCCAACCGCGCGCGCAACUGAACUCAAUACCCACUGAACAAAAGCAGCAAAAGCCCGCAGCAGUGCGCGUUCCCCUGCCUCAUUUUUUAACCCUUUAGCCCGCUCGUCUCGUCUCGUUUUGCGCCUUCCCACCUGCUCCUCCUGCCUUGGGAAGUAAUCGACCCGAUGUGCGUGAGAUUUGUGCUCUUGAUGCGUGCUCUUCGUGACCACGCAUUAAGAACGUGUGUUCGCGCAUAAAGAAGCGGCCAACCAUUCUGCGGAAGGAACUGGGACUUGCACCAAGUGUAAGGACCAAAGGGAGCCACCAACCACCACCACCACCGAGUGCACGCUUCAUCCACCACAUUCCUUGCACAGAUUUGAUGUGGAAUUGGACUGAGGUGCGUGUGCCGCGUUGUGUGUGUGUGUGUGAGCGUCCACCCAAGGAGGCGCAACGUAUUUAUUAAGACAUUUAAAAUACUUUUUCGAGACCUUACGGUGGUGCGUUAUGGAGGGAGCAAAGGAGAUGAUGAAUCAAAUAACAGCUGGCUGUUGCAAAACGGGGGACCCAUGUGAGCUCGAACUCUUCGAACAAAGCUUUUUGGGGGGAGAAAGAGCUACGCAGCAAGGGGCGCGCGGGUGUGUUAAUACACACACACAACAGCAAAAACAGCGCUGUUCUCGCACGGAGCCAACACAAGUAAAAACAACCCGCCAGCACACAUAAGAAUAUUUGAAGCGUGGAUGCUAUUAAGAGUGGUGUAUAAGAUUAAACCCAGGAGCAAACAGAAAAGAAAAAAAACACAUUUAAUGGAGUAAGCAAACAAAGUGAACUAAAAAUAAAACACAAAAACAUUAAAACUAAAAAA
Anopheles stephensi (Asian malaria mosquito) is the source of this 3281-nucleotide messenger RNA. RefSeq names its product arginine kinase. The record is from RefSeq and is a predicted model, not a curated record. The transcript has 4 exons. Bases 1042 to 2271 code for a protein of 409 amino acids. Gene Ontology annotation, biological process: phosphocreatine biosynthetic process. Gene Ontology annotation, molecular function: creatine kinase activity. Lineage: Eukaryota; Metazoa; Arthropoda; Insecta; Diptera; Culicidae.